This is a messenger RNA of Pieris rapae (cabbage white), 1659 nucleotides long. RefSeq lists its product as uncharacterized. The coding region runs from base 642 to 1586 and encodes 314 amino acids. NCBI's taxonomy places the organism in Eukaryota, Metazoa, Arthropoda, Insecta, Lepidoptera, Pieridae. The transcript has 7 exons. The record is from RefSeq and is a predicted model, not a curated record.
GCCGGCAGUCGUGCUUGAGGCGGCGCGGCGCAAACAUCGCGCAUACAGCGCCCGCGCGCGCCUUUGCUCGGUCCGUACCGCGAAAUAAACUCAAAAAUUUAAAACUUUGCAAACUUCUUAACCCGUGUUUAGUUUAAUUAAUAUAAGUGGUAAUUAACAGAUUAUGGGCUUGGCCGCGGUCGCCCAAACAGGUCAACAUUUCGACCGUGUUUUUGUGCUUUUUCUAUUAAUGACGUCAUAGGUAGAAAGUAAGUACAAAAUCAAUAUGUGUUCUGAAGUGUUGAUUAAUGAAGUGCAGAAAGUGGGAAGGCCAUGAAAAAACGACACAUAAGAAAGAGCGUAAGGUGGGAGGCGAAGAAUCAAAGACUACGACUCGAUAUACGGAAUGAAACAUGACUGUUGAAAGGAACUAAUUAACGCCAAAUCGUGGUAGCUUCCAUUCACCCUAACAUAUCGUAAUAUUAGUUUGUUAGUCGCCUUUUCUCGUGCCUCUCUCCAAUUCUAAAUUUUAAUGAUAAUUCGUACUGUGAUUGACAAAGUGAUAUUGGUGUUUGUGUAAAUAGUAACGCUAGAACCUUAAACGUAAUAUACCGGGAAUCGUAUAUCUGUGACCGCUCAAUAAAGGCACAAAACUGGCAAGUAUGCAGGCAGCUCUUAUGAUAAGAGCAAAAUCUAGGGAGCGAAGAAAACAACGACUGAAGCGUGGUAUCAAAUAUGAAAUACCGAGCAACGUAGCAACGAAGACUAUUGCACCAUUCCCGAGAUACCCACCUACUUCAUGGUGCGCCGCUGGGCGCGCGGCGUGGCAAGAGGCCGCGGCUCUGUCCGUGGGCGGCGGCGCAGGGGCCGCUGGUGGUGCAGCCCGGCGUUGCUCGGUGCUCGGGGACCACCCGGGGGCCCGAAGGGACCCCCGCGCCAAGUGGCACAGGAACAACCGGGUGCGCGAUGCGUCUUACGGGUCUUCUUCGGAAUCAGACGGCGACGAAGCAAACGGCGAGCCGUGGGGCGUCGCCCGUCUUCUGUACGCUGGACUUGCGACACUUGCAGUGGGCCUGGUUGUGUACUUCGUUGGGACAGGCGACAAGCCUUCCCAGGGUUUCAAGACGCCAGCCUUGCGGCUGGUGGGACCCUGUCUCAUCGUAGCAGGACUGGCCUGCUGCUUACUGCGUAUCAUGUUCUGUAUGUUCGCCAAGCCUUGCUGUCCGCGACGGAACAAUCACAAGGAGAACAGAAGACUGUCAGGUGGUGCAGAGGGAGAAGAGAUGCCUUUAGCUGGCGGAUGUCCCAGCACCCGAGCGGGGCCCGCGCAGUGUUCGCCCGCGAGGCGCCUCGAUUCCUCUUGCGACGUGUCGAGCCUGUCCAGCGGCGAAGAGGACGAACGGCUGCGUCGGUAUCGCACCUCAAACCAGCCGCAGCCGCAACCGCAGCCGCAGACUGUUUUAGUUCAACAGGCAAACCCUCCACGCACAGCGGCGUCUGCGUUGUCAAGCGGAAACGCAGGCAAACGUCCGCCCCCUCGAAAUGUGUCGUUCGCGGGCGGACCCGAUGGCGAGCUCGUACUAAGUCCCUCGCAACUUCGCUCCUAACCAAAUAUACAGACUAUGGCCGAUCGCGGCCUCAGUGUGCUUAAUUACAAAUUACAUAAACUGUUCAGCGAAA